UUUUCAUCGGUAUAUUUUAUCGACAACACGUGCUAGCCGGAAUAAGACAAAAACAUGGGACGCGGGAAGAAAAAAGUGCAUCCUAAGACGCGUACAGCUGCUUUUAAGGCCAGCGAACCGAACGAAGUCGUUGAGGCUCCCCACUCCUUUGUCAUACAUCGAGGACUAACAUGCCCGUAUAUCACAGACCUCACACUGGACUUUCGGCGCAUCAUGGAGCCUUUCACGGCGACCAACCUGCGGGAGUCUCGAAUGAAUCGCAUCAAAGACUUUGUCAGCCUGAGCAGCUUCUUUCAUGUCUCGCACAUGACCAUCUUCAAUAAGGCAUCCACACAGUUGUCCUUCAAAGUGGUGCGCCUGCCGCGAGGUCCUUCGCUGACGUUUAAGGUCCACCAAUUCACUCUGGCCCGAGAUGUCAUUUCUCUCGCCAAGAAGCAAAUGAUUGACAGUGAUCACUUCAAGCAAGCUCCGCUGGUCAUCAUGAACAACUUUAGUGGCGAUGGCAAUCAUCUGAAACUGAUGGCCAGCACAUUUCAAAAUAUGUUCCCGUCGAUUAACCUGAAUACGGUCAACAUUGGCACUAUACGUCGUUGUGUUCUGUUCUCGUAUAAUCCUGACACGAAGCUGGUGGAAAUGCGUCACUAUUCGGUGGAAGUUGUGCCCGUGGGUCUGAAUCGGGCGGUUAAGAAAAUUGUCACAGGCGUCGUUCCGAACCUGAACAAGUACAACGAUAUCGCGGACUUUGUUGCGAGAGAUGGAAACGCAUCUGAAUCGGAGGCGGAAGAUGACGAACAGACGCAUGUGGUGCUAGCGCAGACACUCAAGAGCGGUGGAAACUUGGAAGGAAAUAAGAGUACCAUAAAGCUGCACGAGAUCGGACCACGUCUGACCAUGCAACUGAUUAAAAUCGAAGAAGGACUCUUUACCGGCGAAGUGCUGUAUCACGACCAUGUCGUGAAGACGGAGGAUGAAAAGGAAACGCUGCGCAAGGUGAUUGAAAAGAAAAAGAAACUUAAGGAGCAACGCAAGAAGGAGCAGGCUGAGAACCGGGCACGCAAUUUGAAGAUAAAGAAAGACCAGAAGUGGGCCGCCAAAAAGGAAGCAGAUGGAGUUGAAAUCGAUUCUGAUGAUGAUGCCGAAUACUACAAACAGGAAGUGGGAGAGGAGCCAGAUGAAGAGCUCUUCAAACAUGAGGAUAGAUCCUCUCGUAAGCGACACAGUCUGCCCGGCGGCAUGAAGUUCAAGAAUAAGAAGGCAAAAUUGGACACCAAAAACGAUAAGAAAGAAAAGUUCGACCCCAAAAAUAGGGGGAGAGCAAAGUUUGACCCCAAAAACAAUAGGAAAACCAAGUUUGACCCCAAAAAGAAUAGGAAAUCAAAGUAGUAUUUUAAAUAAAAACUAUUUUCUACA
Drosophila pseudoobscura is the source of this 1410-nucleotide messenger RNA. It is a transcript of the gene ppan, whose product is annotated as Brix domain-containing protein peter pan. Bases 55 to 1383 code for a protein of 442 amino acids. Gene Ontology annotation, cellular component: preribosome, large subunit precursor. Lineage: Eukaryota; Metazoa; Arthropoda; Insecta; Diptera; Drosophilidae. The transcript has 4 exons. Gene Ontology annotation, biological process: ribosomal large subunit assembly; rRNA processing. The record is from RefSeq and is a predicted model, not a curated record. Gene Ontology annotation, molecular function: rRNA binding.